AUGGGCAACCUCUUCUCCUUCUCCCUCGACGCCCUCUACAGCAGCUUGGCCUCGUUUCUCGGCAACCGCGAGAGCCGCAUCAUGAUCAUCGGCCUCGACGGCGCGGGCAAGACGACGUUCCUCUACAAGAUCAAACUCGGCGACCUCGUGACGACAAUCCCUACAAUCGGCUUCAACGUCGAGACGUUCGAGUACAAGAACAUCAAGUUCACGGCGUGGGACAUUGGCGGCCAAGAGAAGAUCCGCUCGCUCUGGAAGCACUACCUCUCCAACAACGACGCCGUCAUCUUUGUCGUCGAUGCGGCCGACGUGGACCGCAUUGACGAGGCAAAAGAGGCGCUGCACCUGAUCUUUGAGGCCGACGAGCUCGCGCAGACCAAGUUGCUCGUGUACGCGAACAAACAGGACCAGCCGGACGCGCUGUCGGCCGACGAGCUCCGGGAGAGACUCGAGCUGGCAGACGUGACGCAGAACCCCACGAGCGUCCAGGCCUGCGUUGCAACGACGGGCGAGGGCCUGUACGAGGGUCUCGACUGGCUGAGCAAAGCAGUCACGGGCGCGCUCGACGCGUAG
This is a messenger RNA of Hyaloperonospora brassicae, 573 nucleotides long. Lineage: Eukaryota; Oomycota; Peronosporomycetes; Peronosporales; Peronosporaceae. The record is from the annotation of a GenBank genome assembly.